Molecule: messenger RNA, 1500 nt
Organism: Phasianus colchicus (ring-necked pheasant)
Lineage: Eukaryota; Metazoa; Chordata; Aves; Galliformes; Phasianidae
Source: RefSeq, a predicted model, not a curated record
CCAUUACUUCCCGUUACCCCACAGUCCUGCUUGGUGCCAUGGCUCCUGGUGGCUGCCUGCUGCUGGCCCUGCUGCUGCUGGCAGGCACUGUGCAGGGCCAGCACUGGUCCCACGGAUGGUACCCAGGGGGCAAGAGGGACAUCAGCGCCCCACAGGCCGUCCCUGCUUGGAGCCCGUGGUUGGUGCCAUGUCGGGGCCGCAAAUCGCGGCACGAUCCUCCCGCCAAAUCUAAAGCGUCGCGGCUGAAAGUGCCGCCUCCCGUCGACCCCGCCGAGCUCUGUGUGGUCACCGAGCGAUACCGGCAGCACCGCCUGGUGCUCGGCGCCCUCCGCUCCAUCUUCAGGUCCGAGGUGGUGCAGAGAAAGCAUGAGGCGCAGAAGGAUGCUGAGGACUCAGCAGCAGUGUUAGAGGAGCACCGUCUGCUGAUGGCCUGGAAUGAUGCUGAGAAUGCACGACAGCGGGCACGCAGAGAAGAAAGAAUUAGGAAAGAAAAAGAAGAACAGAAGAUGCAGAAACUGCAGGCAAUGGAGAACAAAGCCAAAGUGAUGGAGGCCUUUCUGAAGGAGAAAGAGAAAGAGGUCCUUCAGCUGCAGGAGGAAGCAAAAACCUUCAUCACUCCUGAGAACCUGGAGGCUCGGAUUGAGGAGUGCCUGGACAACCCUCGCAACUACAACUUCGCCAUUGACAAAGAGGGACGCAUUGUCAAGCGCACUGCACUGUCCUAGCAGCUCUGUCUCAUGGCUGAAAGAGAUGUGCUGGCCCUCUCUAGAGGCUGCGGUUCUUCCUUUUAAUGCACAAAUCAACCAUAGAAUUGAUGGACAAACGGUCUGCUUCCUGCCCUGUUCUUGCAGAGGUAGGGGGAAAAGAGGGAAAUAUCAUUAUUUUGAGGUGCAGAGCAGCACUCUGCCUCAGUGCUGCAGUGGUGCAGACAGGAGGAGGAGGAGCUGCUGGUGUUCUGUUCCCGUUGCUCUAAGUGGUACUCUGCAGUUCCAUCUCCCUCUGUUUGGGUCCCUGCUGCCCUCAUCUUGGAGGUGAGGUGGAGCAAGGCAAACUCCAAGGCAAAUCCUCAGUGGUUUUGCACUAGAGAGAUCUCAUCCCUUUGUCUCCUUUGCUCAGCUGAAGCACCUCAAUCUCUGGUCACUCUCCCUUUAUCUUUGGCCUUCUGAUUUGUUUUGCUGCACUCAAUUGGUCUUAAAUAUGUGCAAGAAAAAGGUACUCCUGUCACAGGUAAGGUUGUACCCGGGCCUUGCACAGUAGCACGUUGCAGGGAGAUUGUAUCUGACUGGUUUUGCACCCUUACCUCUGGAAUCCUGUGACUACAUCUGCUUCUGGCACAAGCCCAUCAUGGCCUCGUGUGCCAGCGGCCCCAGCACUGUUUGCAUUUCUGCCCCUCUGGAUGCUUUUGAUGGAAAACAAGGUCUGGAUUGUUUUGAGGAAAACACAGACACUGUGUUUUUUGUUGUUAGGUGAAAUAAAUCAUUGUUUCUGUGUUUUCUGCUA